Messenger RNA from Populus euphratica (Euphrates poplar), 1885 nucleotides. RefSeq lists its product as uncharacterized. The coding region runs from base 180 to 1763 and encodes 527 amino acids. The record is from RefSeq and is a predicted model, not a curated record. NCBI's taxonomy places the organism in Eukaryota, Viridiplantae, Streptophyta, Magnoliopsida, Malpighiales, Salicaceae. The transcript is spliced from 6 exons.
UUUGGUUAAAAAAAAAAAAAACAGGAGAGAAGCGGAGGAGCCAAGAGAACAAACAAAACCCAUUGGAUUAGAAAUGGGAAAAUUUGGGUUCUUUACAGCAAUGCAAUCAAGAAACACGAACAGUGUGAUUUUUUGUUGUUGAAGGGUUCUUCUUCAUCACUUACGAAAGAAACCAUAAAAUGGAUCCUAUUAAUAAGGCUAGAGAUCACUGGGCAUUUCUGGAAGAAAUCGAAGCACCAAUAUGGGUGGAUUUUUUGGUAGAAGCAAAGUCUAACUACCAAGAUGUAGAUGAUGAGUGGUUUAGAACUAGCCAUCCGUUCCACCAAUGUUCUUCUAGCCAGUUAAAAGCUGCGUCUGCUUAUUCUGGUGAGAAUAGUACAUCUUCAGAUUUUGAGUGUAGUGGGUCAUUUUCCCCGAAUAUCCCAUCCUCUGUCUCAAGAUCAAGGGGCAAACAUUAUGCAAGAAAGAAAUGGGGAGGAGGUGGUCACGAUAUUUCAAUGAAUAAGCAGCAUCCAGUUAAGGUGUUAAGUAAGUCUUCGAGGGUGAAUUCAGAACCCAAAGACAAAAUAAAACCCAAACUAAGCUUAGUAAAUUCUAAAGGAACUUCUAGGUCAAAAGCAAGUGUGGUUUCUGGGAAGAGCUUCACUCGAAAUGCUAAGGAAACUGAUUUAGAAGCCAAAUCUUGUCAAGGUGGUACAGAAAGUAGUCUGAAUUCUCUGGAGGUUAAGGCAGCUGAAAGCAAUACAAGGACUGUUACAUCUGAGAGAGAUCAUCAAGCAAAGCAAAGGAACCUAGAAGUAUCUUCGAGGGUGAAUUCAGAACCCAAUGACAAAAUAAAACCCAAACUAAGCUUAGUAAAUUCUGAAGGAACUUCUAGGUCAAAAGCAAGUGUGGUUUCUGGGAAGAGCUUCACUCGAAAUGCUAAGGAAACUGAUUUAGAAGCCAAAUCUUGUCAAGGUGGUACAGAAAGUAGUCUGAAUUCUCUGGAGGUUAAGGCAGCUGAAAGCAAUACAGGUACUGUUACAUCUAAGAGAGAUCAUCAAGCAAAGCAAAGGAACCUAGAAGUAUCAAGUCGAGGAUUUGAUCACGCAAGUGGGCUUUUGUCAGCUGUCAGGAAUGGUCUCAGGAAAAGCUUUGUUACAAGAAAAGCAUCAAGGGUGGAGAUUAAUGAUGAGAAUAAACAAUUAAGAGAUCGCAAAUCUUCAUCCAGCAAAUCUAGUUGGGGAUCAUCAUCAAACCCUCGUUACGAUGCUAAGAGCUCAACACUUGGGUUCAAAGAACAAACUCCAGAUAGCAGAAAUGUGGCAAGGAUGACCGAAGCAGCGAGGAAGAAAACAAAAGAUUCUGACACGUCCAAGGCUUCUGUUUUUCGAGUUAAGGAGGUCUUUAAUUAUAGAAAGGGAGGUAUAAGUAAUGUUGCAAAGUCAGCUUCCCUAGGAGCUCUGAAAUCAAAGGUCCAGAACCAGACCCUUCGUGUAAAAGCGUUGGCAGACCAUAGAGGUAAUGAACUACACCCAUUACAUGGUACUGCAAAAGCUAAGGAGAAGGUGAGAGUCGGCGGGAACAACAAAUUGGUUGGCCCUGGAAAAGAAAACGUGACAGGAAAAGCUUCCCUGAGCUUGAAUUGCAGCAGCAGAGGGACUAAACUGAAUGUGCCACAAAAGGGUGACAAAACAUUGUUGGUUAGACAAAAGGGAAAAACCAGCAGUCCAACCAAGGGGAGGCAUUCAGCAAAUUUGAGUCAGAGGAGACACCUCCGAUAAACAAAGCAUUGCUGGACAGUACAUAUAUUGUAAACGUAAUUUCUCUCAGAGAAACGUUAAAUUUCAUCCCACUUCUGUUGCGUCCAUAUCAAACUUGCCAUAUUCAGGGGCAAAUUUUGUUA